UACAUUAGGUGAUAUGGUGCUUUGCUACUUUGGGUCAGUGUUUUCCCCCCGUUUUUGGUCAUUCAUCUAUGAUUCAGUGAUUCGGUAUGUGAUUUAGGAUAGUCUGAAAGUGCCACUUUCAUAUCUUUUAGUUCGAACAGAAUGACUGAACUCGCCCGAAAAUGUCGGUGUUGUCGAUAUUCAUAUUCGAAUAUGUGAAGGGUCUACAAUGUCUGAAAAUGAUUCAUUGUUGAGCUGAUCAUAUGGUGUAGCUACUGCUGAUGUUUAUAUCAUUCACACUGUCAUUGACAACAUCCUUGUUAAUUUUACUUGUGAAUUUCAACUUUCUCAUGUAAUAAUCGCUAUGUCGACAAUUUCGAGACAUGUUGCCCUUGAAAUGUGGAUGAAUGUUCCUGGAUUUUGAUGAUUACCUUUGUUGAUCAUUUUCAGAAACAAUGGCAACUCAUGAAUGAGGAAGUUCAUGUUACUAGAGUAAAAACUUGAAACUAUGAAUGAGUUUGGAACUGGAAGAUCAAUGCCAUGGAACAUGUACCCAAGUUCCGAUCCGAGUCCGUCUCAACCUGUAUUCGAUAAGGAACCACCGUUGAAAAACUUGGGGACAUCUAUGAAUGCCAUUUCUUUCGGCUUUGUUGCUACAGCCAUCUUGAUAUCGAUGUUUGUUAUCUUGGCCAUCUUCGAACACCUUUUUCAGCCAAAUUCUUCUUUCUCUUCAACCGAUCAAGAAGGACUAGGAUCCGGAGCUGCCGAAAAACUCGGGAAUCCGCAAAGAGUAUCGACGCCGUAUGUGACUGAUUUGACAGUGGUGAUGCCGGGAGAACAAAAUCCUACCUACAUAGCUCAGCUUGCUCCUCUCCCUUGUCCAAGGGAAGGCAUCCAUUGGCCUCCCCAUGAACAUAGUUUUGUAUAUCCUUAAGCAUACAGCAUCAUCUAUGAUGUUUUGGAAUACAUUUACCUACUUGUCUUCCAUUACUAUUUUCCAAUGAAAUAUUAUAAUCUUGACAGAUU
This is a messenger RNA of Hibiscus syriacus, 1005 nucleotides long. RefSeq lists its product as uncharacterized. The coding region runs from base 488 to 913 and encodes 141 amino acids. The record is from RefSeq and is a predicted model, not a curated record. NCBI's taxonomy places the organism in Eukaryota, Viridiplantae, Streptophyta, Magnoliopsida, Malvales, Malvaceae. The transcript is spliced from 2 exons.